Messenger RNA from Opisthorchis viverrini, 249 nucleotides. RefSeq lists its product as hypothetical. NCBI's taxonomy places the organism in Eukaryota, Metazoa, Platyhelminthes, Trematoda, Opisthorchiida, Opisthorchiidae. Bases 1 to 249 code for a protein of 82 amino acids. The transcript has a single exon. The record is from RefSeq and is a predicted model, not a curated record.
AUGAAACACGAGAAGAGCCGCAGUCGUUGGAACGCAUGGCACGCUUCCCACGGUGAACGUACGGUCACCACACCCUCUUCCAGAUCGGAACCCUACUCUGUACUCUCGAAUCUCCGCUUCAACUAUAAGGGAAGUCAGAGAACACGCCCCGACACAACCCGGACAGGGCAGAACGCAAAGAUUGCCUCCAAUAUUUGGAUGGCGCUGGGAUAUGCUCAUCCGAUCCAAAAGCCUGUAGUCGCUUCAUGA